UUCGGAGCACAGUCGAGCAGGCAUGCUGUAUUGCAUUUUUGGAUUUCUUCGAUAGCUCUCUCGGAGUUGAAGAAAACAUGGUCGGUGAUUCUCAAACGAAUUUUGGGACUGAAAGUCAAGAGUAUACGUCAAAGAAAAUUCUACCACCGGAGGGAAUUGCAAGGACCAUGGGCCAUAAUCGUACCUGUUGUACCAAUAUAGGCGAAGUCAAAGCUCUCAUGAUGAACUGGAAAAAAAGACAAAAAUCAGUUCAAAUUUUGAAGGUCAGUUUGAUAAUUUAUGGUUGUAAGCAGUAUCUAUUGAUGUUUAUAGUGAUGAUGGGAGUAAAUCCAUGCAACUUGAAUAACUGUAUCCAAAGACUGAGUUGCAUCAUGCCACGGGAGAGUUGUGUGACAGUGCAAGAGGCAGUUCAGGCAAUUGAAGCCAACAUAGAUUAUUUUCGAACAAAUGUCUUCCCCAUCAGCACU
Diachasma alloeum is the source of this 467-nucleotide messenger RNA. RefSeq lists its product as uncharacterized. The record is from RefSeq and is a predicted model, not a curated record. The transcript has 6 exons. The annotation marks the transcript as partial. Lineage: Eukaryota; Metazoa; Arthropoda; Insecta; Hymenoptera; Braconidae.